Messenger RNA from Nerophis lumbriciformis (worm pipefish), 1056 nucleotides. NCBI's taxonomy places the organism in Eukaryota, Metazoa, Chordata, Actinopteri, Syngnathiformes, Syngnathidae. The record is from RefSeq and is a predicted model, not a curated record.
AUGUCUGACAUUAGAAGUAACGUGGAAGAAGUUCGUAAUCGGGUUAUUUUACAAGAAUUUAGCGUGAAAAAUGUUCAUACGACCAAUUUCCCUGGAAACUACCCUGGCUAUGAUGACACUUGGGAUAUGCGCACAUUCCAAAAGAGCUUCAGAAUUGAUGUUGCACAGAUGACCGAUAACUUGAUGGAGUUUGAUAUGGUGGGGAUUGACGCAGCCAUUGCCAAUGCCUUUAGAAGGAUCUUACUAGCAGAGGUCCCCACCAUGGCUAUUGAAAAGGUUUUUAUUUACAACAACACAUCUAUUGUCCAAGAUGAAGUCCUGGCACAAAGACUAGGCCUGAUACCCAUCAAAGCUGACCCAUUUCUGUUUGAGUACAAAACCAUUGAUAAGGAUUCUGCAGAGGAGGACGUUUCAGAAAUAGACACAAUACAACUUUCCCUCAAGGUUAAAUGUACCAGGAAUGUGAAAGCAAGCAAAGAUUCUUCUGAUCCACAGGAACUCUAUUUAAACAACAAAGUCUAUUCCAGAGACAUUAAGUGGGUCCCAAUUGGUAACCAGGCUGAUGUGUUUGCGGAUUCAAGUAUUGGACCAGUACAUGAUGACAUCCUUAUAGCGCUGCUCCGGCCAGGACAGGAACUUGACAUUGUUAUGCAUUGUGUCAAAGGAAUAGGGAAGGACCAUGCUAAGUUCUCACCUGUGGCAACAGCAAGUUACAGACUCCUGCCAGAGAUCACCCUCCUUGAUACUGUGCAGGGAGAGAAGGCAGAACGCUUAAAACGCUGCUUUUCACAAGGAGUUAUAGAACUGGAAGAAGUUAACGGGAGCAAAAUUGCUAAAGUAGUGAACAGUCGCUUGGAUACAUGCAGCAGAGAAGUGCUUCGCCAUGACGACUUGAAGAAUGUGGUGAAACUUGGACGAGUGCGAGACCAUUUCAUCUUUUCUGUGGAGUCUACAGGAAUCCUGCCCCCGAACGUCCUGGUUGCAGAAGCUAUCAAAGUCCUUAUGGCUAAGUGUCAGAGAUUGCUUAAUGAACUGGACUCUACUGAUAUAGAGUGA